AUGAACGACCAAGAAAAAAUAACCUCGGCCAAACUAAUCGAGGAUCAAGGACAAUUAAAAGAAAAAUACGAGCAAGAACUGAAAGCCGUCCAGCAAGAAAACCUAAACCUGCAAAACACCAUUCUUAAAAAGGAUGACGAGAUUUUCGAACUCCAAAAAGCCAAUGAAGGCUUAAGCAAAGAUCGAGACGA
Messenger RNA from Racocetra persica, 191 nucleotides. The record is from the annotation of a GenBank genome assembly. Lineage: Eukaryota; Fungi; Glomeromycota; Glomeromycetes; Diversisporales; Gigasporaceae.